AUGGCUCUGAAGAUCGACAUUAGUAAGGCAUAUGACAGGGUGGAUUGGGGUUUUCUGAAGGGUAUGCUCAGCAAGUUGGGUUUUGCGGAUAGAUGGAUCCACUGGGUGAUGAUGUGUGUGAUAUCGGUGAAUUAUUCGGUCCUAGUAAAUUCAGAUAGAGUUGGUCCAAUUCUACCAGGUAGAGGAUUGAGGGCUAACAUUGAGGAGGUGUCUCACCUUAUGGAGAUUCUCACGAUCUAUGCUAAUGCAUCAGGGCAAGAGAUUAAUUUAACCAAGUCGGAGGUGUUCUUCAGUCGUAAUCUUAGUAUUCCGGCCCAAGAGGAUAUUGCUAAAAUCAUGGGUGUCCGUCAUGUGUUUGGGACGGGUACUUAUUUGGGAUUGCCGUCGAUGAUUGGUAGACGUAAAAAGGAGACUUUUGCAUUUAUUAAGGACCGUAUUUGGAAAAGGAUCAAUUCUUGGAGAGGUAGAUCUCUAUCUAAGGCUGGUAAGGAGGUGAUGAUUAAGUCAGUGCUGCAGUCUAUUCCAUCUUAUAUUAUGAGUGUGUUUAUUAUUCCAGAUGGGGUGGUGAAGGAUAUUGAGAAGAUGUUGAAUUCCUUUUGGUCGGGGGGAGGUAGCAACAAUAAGGGUAUUCGUUGGAUGGCUUGGGAUAAAUUGUCUUGCCCUAAGAAGGAUGGUGGUAUGGGUUUUAGGGAUUUUCGUGCUUUUAAUGCCAAACUAGGUAAUAAUCCAAGUUUUGUUUGGAGAAGCCUUUGGAAAGCUAAAGAUGUGUUACUUCUGGGUUGUAGGUGGAGGAUUGGUGAUGGUAGAUGCAUUAAGUGGGAUGCACAUGUUGUUAACUCCUUGCUUGAUCAUGUAGUGGCAGGUGAAAUCCUAAAAGUACCUUUGUUGGAGAAAGUUGAUACGGGUGGGAUGGUGUGGAAGGAGGAAAGAAAUGGUGAGUAUAAUGAUCGAUCGGGAUAUAGGCUGUGGAUGACUGUUCAGAUACACCAGGUGGAUAAAAGAGUAGAGGGUAAUUGGAAUAGAUUAUGGAACAUUAUGGCACCUCCUAGAGCCAAGCACCUAUUAUGGAGGAUUUGUAGGGGUUGUUUGCCGACCCGUAUUAGACUCCGACAACACUAUGUUCAGUGUCUGGCUAUGUGUCAGACUUGUGAGAGGGAGGAUGAAGAGGGUUGA
Messenger RNA from Vicia villosa (hairy vetch), 1173 nucleotides. RefSeq lists its product as uncharacterized. The transcript has 4 exons. Bases 1 to 1173 code for a protein of 390 amino acids. The record is from RefSeq and is a predicted model, not a curated record. NCBI's taxonomy places the organism in Eukaryota, Viridiplantae, Streptophyta, Magnoliopsida, Fabales, Fabaceae.